This is a messenger RNA of Terrapene triunguis (Three-toed box turtle), 918 nucleotides long. RefSeq names its product olfactory receptor 1019-like. The record is from RefSeq and is a predicted model, not a curated record. NCBI's taxonomy places the organism in Eukaryota, Metazoa, Chordata, Testudines, Emydidae. Gene Ontology annotation, molecular function: G protein-coupled receptor activity; olfactory receptor activity. The transcript has a single exon. Bases 1 to 918 code for a protein of 305 amino acids. Gene Ontology annotation, cellular component: membrane. Gene Ontology annotation, biological process: G protein-coupled receptor signaling pathway.
AUGAGGGGGGAGAACAGCACCUCAGUGACCAAAUUCAUCCUCUUAGGUCUCUCCAGCAACCUGCAGGAGCAGCUCACCCUCUUUGGGGUCUUCACAGCCAUCUACCUGGUGGCCCUGAUGGGCAACAUGCUCAUCUUACCGCUGAUCAGCCUGGACUCCAGGCUCCACACACUCAUGUACUUCCUCCUGGGCAACUUCUCAGUGGUGGACAUUGGCUCUACCAGUUCCACCAUGCCCAAGAUGUUGGCCAAUUACCUGUCACAGGACAAGUCCAUCUCAUGGGCUUUCUGCCUCUGUCAGAUGUUCUUCUUCAUCUCCUUCAGGGGGAUCGAGUGCCUGCUGCUGGGGGUCAUGGCCUAUGACCGCUAUGUUGCCAUCUGUCACCAUCUGCACUACGGCACGUUCAUGAGCCGGCGGGCAUGCACCCUGCUGGCUGCAGCAGCCUGGGUCAUGGGCAUGACCAACUCGACUGUGCACUCAUCCCUGAUAUCCAUCCUGUCCUUCUGCUGGGGCAACGUCCUCCGCCACUUCUUCUGUGACAUCCUCCCACUCUUUCAGCUCUCCUGCUCCAAUACCUGGGCCAACCAGGCUAUCACCUUUGCCUUGAGUGGUGCCGUGAUCCUGGACUCCUUGCUGGGGACCCUGGUGUCCUACGUGUACAUUGUGCUGGCCGUCCUCAGGAUCCGCACAAGCGAAGGGCACCUCAAGGCCUUCUCCACCUGCACCUCCCACCUGGUCAUGGUCAGCCUCUACUUUGGCAUCGUUAUCUUCACCUACAUUCACCUCAACUCCACCUACCCACAGCAUCAGGACUGGGCACAGCCCAUGCUCUAUGGCAUCGUCACCCCCAUGCUCAACCCCAUUAUCUACACUGAGGAAGAAGGAGGUGAAAGGGGCACUCCGAAAAGCCCUGGCUAG